AUGUCUAAAAAAUUAAGAUCAGGUGCUACACGCUUAUCACCCGAAGCGAUUAGUGAUAUAAUUACUGCUAAGGGUACAGCAAAUGCAUUACCGAUUCUACCUAAGAAAUAUAAUGUAUCAUGUGCACGAAUUCGUGAAAUAUGGGAAUUCACUAUUUUUGCAGUCACGCGUAUCCCUACUGUCGUUAGGCCAUCCCGUCCUGCGUUCAGAUGUUUGGAGGCAGUCUAUUGGGCUGUCCUUAAGCAUACGUGUUUAAGGCCCGAGUCCCAGUAUGCUGUUUUCCAGGAUGCGUUCACUAUACCUACUGUCGUUAGGCCAUCCCGUCCUGCGUUCAGAUGUUUGGAGGCAGUCUAUUGGGUUGUCCUUAAGCAUACGUGUUUAAGGCCCGAAUCCCAGUAUGCUGUUUUCCAGUGUACAAUGUUCGAAUCUGUAGUGACGGAAUAUCUUGAAAAAACCGAAAAAUAA
Molecule: messenger RNA, 465 nt
Organism: Dentiscutata erythropus
Lineage: Eukaryota; Fungi; Glomeromycota; Glomeromycetes; Diversisporales; Gigasporaceae
Source: the annotation of a GenBank genome assembly